AUAUACGUGUGUGUGUGUGUGUGUGUAUGGAGAUUGGGAGGUCCAGGAUCAAGGUGUCAGAAGACUGGGUGUCUAGUGAGGCUGCUCUUCCUGGAUCAUAGGCAGUGGUAUUCUUUCUGGGUCCUCACAUGAUGAAAAGAGAGCUGGAGAGCUUAUUGGGGUCUCUUUGAUAAGGACACUAAUCUCAUUUAUGAGAGCUGUACCCUCAUGAUUUAAUUGCCUCCCAAAGACCUUACCUCCUAAUGCCACCAUAUUGGGAGCUAGGUUCUCAACAUAUGAAUCUAUGGCAUGGGGAGGAACACAAACAUUCAGUCCAUAACAGAGAUACAUAAAUAAUAAAAUUAUAGCGCAGAGGGUUAGAAAACUCCCCAGGGUCAAAUAGUAGUGGCCAAUGUAGGAGUCAUACCACUUUAACGGAACACUAUACUCAUCUCUGAUAUCUUUUCUCCCCUCUCUUCCUUUUUGUAGAAGUAUGUGGAAGGGUACAUUUGUAGGCCUCUGUUUUUUCCAGGGGCUUAUAACUCAGGACAUCCAGAAAAGGUCAGGAUUGAAGGAGGCAGAGUAGUGAGAGGAAGCCAGAAGCUGUCUGCCCGAGGCUGGCUGGAGGCUCUGGGCUUCUAACAAGAGUUACACUGGGAACCUUGGUAGAAGCCAGGUGGUCCAGAUCCAUGGGGAAGAAAUAUUGCAAAAUUAUCAGGAAAGAUACCAUUUCAGGCAUAAAGCAGGUGCAUUGAGCUGGAACACCACUUGUGUUAGGUCUCUCAAAACCAAGUGAGGCUUGGUAGAGGCCAGCAACAAGAGAAGAAAGACAUCCCCAUUUGGGCAAUGAAACAGUGAACUAGAAAGGAAAUAGAAAGCAAAAAGAACAACAACACCUAUAAUAUAGUGAACACUUAGAUGGUCUUUUAAGCACUUUAAAUAUAAGCACUAAUUUAACCAUCACAAUAAUCUAUAAGAUUUGUUCAUAUUAAUUACUAGUAAUCAUUAGAUACUGUAUAUUGUUAUAAUUUUUGUUAGUAAUACUAGUAAUACUAUUCUUAUUGCAUUUUACAGAUAUAUCCACUGAGGCACAAAGGGGUUAAGUGACGUAUCCAAGGUCACAUGCCUGGUAAGUGGCAGGACUGGGUUUUAAAUAAAACAAUCUGGCUUGACAGUUCACACUCUAAACCAUUUCACUUGGGAACAAACCCCAGAGAAUAGAUGAAACCAAAAUUUCAUCUGAGUUGAAUCUAUUUUGAUUUAAUGUAAUAAUUUCUGCACCUGACAUUUCCCUAGCAAUUUAUAAUUUACAAAGGGUCUGGUCCCCAUCAUUUUGGAAUCUCAGCCCUGCCACUUCCUUGCUGCAUGACCUCAUUCCACUGACUGGCUAAGCUUCCACUUCCCUAUCUGUAAAGUGGGGAUAAUAAUACUUGUUGGGAGGAUUUCAUGAGAUAAAGCACAUGUAGGGUUUAGCUCCACACAAAGCCCAUAAUAAGAGCUCAGUAAGUGUUUGCUCCCACUGUUGCUGUGGUUAUUAUUAAUAUUUCACUUGAGCUGCAUGACAACCCUGUGAGUUCGGAAGGAUUUAUUAACUUAUUUCUCAGGUUCUGAAACUGAAACUCAUAGAAAGUAAAUAACUAGCCCAAGGAACAAGCCAGAAAGUGCUAAUGCCAGACUCGGAAAAUAUUCCAACUCCAAGCCUCCUCCCCUGCUUCCAACCCUCAACUCCACCUCCUCUCUUUCCCCCAGGAGGCACCAUUACAUGAACUAGAUCAUUCUUCAAACAGGACUGUGGGAAAGUUUGAAGAUAUUGGAAGUCCAGGCUCAGGGAUAAAUUCUAAGGAGAAUCAAGAAAGUCAUAAAGGUGCAAAUAGAUAGUUGCCCAAGCAACUGCCAGAGGGCAGAAGUGACUGAGGUUGCACAUGGUGAUUAACUAUGCUACCCCAUAGAGCCAAAGUGGUUUGGGCACAGGUGGCAGGGGAGUGUCCUUAGGCCAGAAAAUAAAGGAGAAUGGGAGUAUUUUCAUCUAACAGCUAAACAGAGGCAUGUUUUUAAACCCUGUCUCAAUCAAUCAAAUACCAUUCCAAAACUGCAUUCCACUUUGAGGAAGGGGCAGUGUUUGUUCCUUCGGUUUUCUGUAUUUGUGCAUUUCAAUUCAUUUGUUAAAGUUUCAAUUAAUGCAUCCUGUUCUGGUACAUGAUGCAUUCAGUCCUAUGGCUAUAGGCAAAGGGCUGCUCAGUGAUAAAAUUAGUCCAUCCUAUGAGGUGUACGGUCUUAGUCAACUUCUUUAAGCCUGAUUUUUUUUUUUUUUAAUCAGUACCAGUCAUAUGAUUGGGAGAUUCCAGGAUUUCUAGUCUCUGGAUUGGGAGCCAGUCCUCCCAGAAUUAAAAUCAUGUGCUUCCCCUCACAUCUGUUAUGCAGAACUGUCACCGAUUUUUUUCUUUUUAAAAUUAAUGGAAGUUCUUAUUUUGUAUUCUUUAAUCAGUUAAACAAUAACCCGCAACCCUUGGACCAAAUUAUUUUGUAUUCUUUAGUAGUAAGGUGUUUAAUUAAAAAAAAAACAAAAAAACUUGAUACAUGCUACUUGCAGAGCUUCAUCUCAUUAGCAUUCUAACGAUGUAUUCAGCAAACUGUUGUUGAACACACACUAAGUGCCAGGCACUGUGCCCAGGCAGCCAUAAAACAAUGGACAAGACAGGCUCCCCAGGAAGUUUACAAUGGUAGUUACUUACAGCUUUUGUUAGCUGCCACAAAGACAGAGACCCCAACUACUUUGGAUUUCUCCAUACCCCCUAGGACAUAGCUUGGGACAUAGUAAACAUUUAAUAGUCUUCCGAGUUUAACUUCAACAAUUAAUCAUUCAGUUAAAAAUGUAUACUUUUCUCCAAUUAGAUGAUACUCUACUUAUGCCCACUAGGUGGCGAUCUUGCUUAUAGUUUGCUCACGCUGAAAGAGGCUGCCUUUCAAAUACAUACAUAUCCCAGUAGAAGUUAAACCAAAAGACAAAAAAAUUAAAUUUGCGUGCUUAUUUAGUGUAAUAUACUAUGUUAGGUGGUAUAAGAAAUAAAAGGUUAAUAAGAUGUAGUCCCUGCCUGCUAGGGAAAGACGAGGAGCUUGCACAGGGCAAAAAAAUAAGACCUUUGAAUGAAUUAAUAUAUUUUGAUGUAACCAUAUGGGAGCCAUAGUAAUCUCAUUAUCAGAUAAGAGUUAUAAAAUUGCAUGAUAAAGCCACCAUGUGGUUGGGAACAGAUUCAACAGUUCAGCCAAUACGUACUUAACCACACCAGUGAAAACACUUGACCGUAUCCUGGGUCAGUGCUGGAAUACUCCAAAUGAGGUUUUUUGAUGCCUCUGUUCAGCCAUAAACAUAAGAGUGUCUGCUCUAUCACCCUAGAACGUUUUUUCUUUGGAGAAAAAAAAACAUAAUCAGUGCCAGUUGAUGAGGCAGUCCAGUUGAAAACCUUCAUAUGCACCUGAUGGGGAGAUGAAAGGAGAGAAAAGAUACACCUUGUAAGAAAACAGAUUUCAAACUCUGGCGUUUGGGAGGUGGAUUCCACCACGCCCCUGAACUUGUGUCUACCCUGGGUAUCUCAGUGUGGAUCUGGGACUCAUUCUGAGGCAGAGAGGUAAGGGAGAGGGCUGACUGGCAUCCAAGAGUUUUCCUAGUAAAUGUAACCCAGAGGUGACUGGAAGAUGUGUUGGGGUGGAGAGGUUGUUCAUUUUGUUUUGUUUGCUCCUUCACCACCUCCCCGCCCACUCUCCCCCCACCACCAUUUGUUUUUCCCUUAAACCAUAAAAGCAGUAAAUCAAAUGCAGUAUGGGAUGGAAGUUUUCUUUUUUUUUCUUUUCUUUUUUUUUCCUGUUCAUUUGAAAACUCCUUUUAAUUGAAAAAUCACAUUUGGGGAACAAAGUGGUCACAUGACAGUGAAUUUCAAACUUGAGAAUGCUGACUUGAUUUAAAAAAAAAAUACUGAUCUUUCCUGGUGGAGGGAAAAUCAAGCACAUGCAGCCAGGAGACCCGAGUUUGACUUUUAGUUUCACCACUUGCUAACUGUGCAAUCCUGAGCAACACCCAUUCCUUCUCCGUGCCUCAGUUUCCUCAUGGACAAAACGAUAUCAUUUCCUUCGAAAAGUUGUCCCUGACUCCCCUCUCCCCAACACGAGGUUGGAUGGCUAUAAUCUCUCUUAGCAACCUGAGAGUCCCACUGGAAUGUAAACUCCAGCAGCAUGGGACCAGGAUCUGUGGAUUUUGCUGCUGGUGAGCAAAACCAGAACCGAGGGGCAAUCGCUGUGUUGAACGGAUGCACGAAUGAAUGGCAGAUGGCCUAGGUGUUCAAGGGCACGUGCACAGCGAGACUUCAUGCCCUGGGAGUCCCUUGGGAAAGGCAGAGGGCCAAUAGUGAUUGGUGCUGGUGUACGUGCUCAGAAAAGGGGGUGUCGGUUCAAAGUUGUUGGCUACAGAGGGUUCCUCUUUCCGCUGGAAUCACAUCCUCUGUGGCUCAGAGACAUUCCCAGGGAUUUACAUAAAGCAGCGUGAAUCACCCGGACAGACACUGAGAAAGCAAAGGAACUCUGCCUGAUCCUAGCCUGGCGGCGCUCGGAGAGCGGUGGAAAUUUGUCUGAAGUUUGCAGGAGACCCGGUGCUGCCUAGGCAAAGGGACCAGGCGACCACGACACCCCUACGAGGGCCCAGGGCGCGUCCCCCCCCGCCAGGCCCCAGACUCCAGCUCUGCGCCACCCCCUCCUACGCUCCGGCGCGGGCGCAGCCAGUCCGGCUUCCUCCAGGCCCCUAAGUCCCCGACCGAGUGUGGGGCCGCCUCUCCCUCUCGGAAGAAGCCAUUGCCGCUUUAAGGGGAAGAGGAGGGGAAGGGGGCGGGGGAGCGGGGGGCGGGGAGCGGCGGCGGAGGAGGGGGAGGGGGAUCCCCCUCGCUCCCACGUGGUCCGGGCGCCUGUGAAUCGCGCCCACCGGAGGGUCUCACAGCGAAAUACAAAAGCAGCUGGGAAGCGGCGGCGACGCGAGUUCCCAGCGCCGGGCGGAGCGCCGGACAGAGCCCCGCAGCGCCCCGCGGCCGCGAUGGGGCCGAAGCGCCCGAAGCCCCAGAGCCCACCAACUGCCGGGCCCGCCUCGCCGCCGGGACCCGGGUGCCUGGGCUCGGCUUGAAGCGGUGGCGGCGCACCGGCACAGUCGCGAGAGCAUGGGCAGGAGGAUGCGGGGCGCCGCCGCCACCGCGGGGCUCUGGCUGCUGGCGCUGGGCUCGCUGCUGGUGCUGUGGGGAGGGCUCCUGCCGCCGAGGGCCGAGCUGCCCGCCUCCCGGCCGCCCGAAGACAGACUCCCACGGCGCCCGGCUCGUAGCGGCGGCCCCGCGCCCGCGCCCGCGCCUCGCUUCCCUCUGCCCCCGCCCCUGGCGUGGGACUCCCGCGGCGGCUCCCUGAAAACUUUCCGGGCGCUGCUCACCCUGGCGGCCGGCGCGGACGGCCCGCCCCGGCAGUCUCCGGGCGAGCGCAGGUGGCACGUGCCUGCCGGGCAGCCCCGGCCGGAGGAGAGCGCCGCGGUGCACGGGGGCGUCUUCUGGAGCCGCGGCCUGGAGGAGCAGGUGCCCCGGGGCUUUUCGGAGGCCCAGGCGGCGGCGUGGCUGGAGGUGGCUCGCGGCGCCCGGGUGGUGGCCCUGGAGCGCGGGGGUUGCGGGCGCAGCUCCAACCGACUGGCCCGCUUUGCCGACGGCACCCGCGCCUGCGUGCGCUACGGCAUCAACCCGGAGCAGAUUCAGGGCGAGGCCCUGUCCUACUACCUGGCGCGCCUGCUGGGCCUCCAGCGCCACGUGCCGCCGCUGGCACUGGCCCGGGUGGAGGCUCGGGGCGCGCAGUGGGCGCAGGUGCAGGAGGAGCUGCGCGCUGCGCACUGGACCGAGGGCAGCGUGGUGAGCCUGACGCGCUGGCUGCCCAACCUCACGGACGUGGUGGUGCCCGCGCCUUGGCGCUCGGAGGACGGCCGUCUGCGCCCCCUCCGGGACGCCGGGGGUGAGCUGGCCAACCUCAGCCAGGCGGAGCUCGUGGACCUAGUACAAUGGACCGACUUAAUCCUCUUCGACUACCUGACAGCCAACUUCGACCGGCUCGUAAGCAACCUCUUCAGCCUGCAAUGGGACCCGCGCGUCAUGCAGCGCGCCACCAGCAACCUGCACCGCGGUCCCGGCGGGGCGCUGGUCUUUCUGGACAACGAGGCGGGCUUGGUGCACGGCUACCGGGUGGCAGGCAUGUGGGACAAGUAUAACGAGCCGCUGUUGCAGUCAGUGUGCGUGUUCCGCGAGCGGACCGCGCGGCGCGUCCUGGAGCUGCACCGCGGACAGGACGCCGCGGCCCGGCUGCUGCGCCUCUACCGGCGCCACGAGCCUCGCUUCCCCGAGCUGGCCGCGCUCGCCGACCCCCACGCUCAGCUGCUACAGCGCCGCCUCGACUUCCUCGCCAAGCACAUUUUGCACUGUAAGGCCAAGUACGGCCACCGGUCUGGGACUUAGUGUCACCCGGAGGAAAAGAGACCUGGGGCUGGGGUAUGGAUGAUGGGGGGAAGGGCCGUCGCCUCUGCCACUGUCGGGGACCAGCCAGCCAACGCCCACCCGCAAAGGUGUCUAAAAACUUAAGCUCUUCACCCACCUGCCCCUUUCUUUCAAUCCCACGCUGUUUCCUUUCAAAGUUCUGGGAGGACGAACUCACCGAGGCGAGAAGUGUAACAUUCCCUCCACCCAGCUUAUAAAAGGAUUCUUUCCUGUGCCAGCACGGAGAUUGGAUCCGAAGAAACUGGCUACUGGGGUUUGGCCCCCGAGUGGCCGUCCCUGUGGGAGAUGUACCCCAUUCUUGGGCCCCCCUCAUUCCCUUUCCGAAAAAGGAAAACUUCCGUUUGAGCCGUUGAGCUAAUUCUGCAAUUUUCUACCAAACACAGCGCUGGUGGCCCCGGAGCAGGGCUGUGACAUUGGCUGGUGGAGCCCCCUUCCUGUGUUCUCCCUUUGUUCCAGCGCCGCGAUGGUGAGAUCACUGUUCCAAGCAGGGGGACGGCUCCCGAUAGGACAAAGAGAGCAGGACCUCCAGACUCUGGGGAGCCCUGCAGACCUUGACAAUUUGCCUGACUCAUUCCUGACCUCUUGUCAUUUUGGCCUGAAGGCUACAAAUUCAGGGCCAGCUGUAUGCACUAAGUCAAAUAUAAUGAAUUUCUUCUUCCUCCCACUCCCAACCGACCAAAAUUUUGACAAUGAUGAUGUUCACCAGAAGGAAAAAAAAAAUCAGUUUUAUGCACUUUAUUUUGUUUUUAUUUUAAUUUUUUAUUAAGAAAAACUUUUUAUUUUACAGAAUUUACCUUCUCUGUAUAUAUGUGCAUAAAGUGUGUAAAUAUACUAAACAAACUUAUAUUUCAAUAAAAGGGGGUUUAAAAUUUAUAAUUUAA
Messenger RNA from Cercocebus atys (sooty mangabey), 7414 nucleotides. RefSeq names its product four jointed box 1 (Drosophila) (gene FJX1). The record is from RefSeq and is a predicted model, not a curated record. Gene Ontology annotation, biological process: cell-cell signaling. The transcript has a single exon. The coding region runs from base 5175 to 6494 and encodes 439 amino acids. Lineage: Eukaryota; Metazoa; Chordata; Mammalia; Primates; Cercopithecidae.